CAGUGACCACCAGACAUCACAGCUAUUCCUUUUCCACCCCGAACGUACGUCGAUUCUUGAAUAUGAAGGCAGCCUAGCGCCGUUCGGGUGUGAGAACCGCGGCCCAAAGUCCUGCCGGUGUGAUGCUGAGACUAAAUGGAAUCGCGUGACAUUGGUUGUCCGAAGUGAUCGUCGAUUGCGAAAUAAAUACAACGUAUACCUCGCAGCAUGGAGCAUGGAGGUGAUUUACAAGCCGUCGACACAACAUCUGCCAAUGCAAACGCACUGCCCAAGGUGACGACGCCCCACCACGACCUUUUAAUAGUGAUAAUUUACUAUAAAACCGCAAAACGCUCGCAAACCUUACAUCCAUGCUCGACAUACUGGGACAAAUUGACAAUCAGUGCCAACCAUGGAUACCAAAUACAUCAUCCUGCAUUCCAUAAUCGUGUGGCUGGUCGGUAACGUUUACGCGCUACCACGUGUGACGUCGCAGAAUAGCUUCCGAAACCCGUUCGCCUCGACUCUGCGAUCGUAUCUCGAUUUCGGCGGGACAGGAAGCUCGUCGAUAUCCGAGGAAUCUUUCAUCGAUUACAGUCCUCAUUCCGUCACUGUAUCAAAGGAUCGACCAAACAUCUGUACUACAUGUGUUUGCGGCGUCAGCAAUCGGAAGAUGCGGAUCGUCGGUGGCAAUAUAACCGAAGUCCACGAGUUUCCGUGGAUCGCUGGUUUCAGUACGCGCGGAAAGUUCUACUGCGCAGGCAGCCUCAUCACCAGAAAGCACAUUCUCACCGCAGCCCACUGUUUGGACGGAUUAAACAUGAGAGAGAUCCAAAUCGUUUUGGGGAAUCACAACCGAGUCUCCCACGAAAACACGGUGGUUCGUCGUAGAAUCAAAUCUGCACGCAUACACGAACACUUUGAUCCUUACUCCUUCAACAACGACAUCGCUGUCAUAGAAAUGGACAUCUCUGUAGAAUUUGACAGCGUAAUUCGUCCCGCUUGCCUUCCCCAAAACCAAGUCAGUGACUAUACCGGAACCAUGGCGGUGGCGGCUGGAUGGGGGCGUAUCGGCGAGCGCGAAUCUCUCAGCAACGUGCUCCGGAAGGUUGACCUUCCAAUUCUGUCCGACGAAGAAUGUCAGACGGCCGGUUAUGCCAAGAAGCAACUGACCGAGAACAUGUUCUGCGCCGGGUAUCUUAAAGGGCAGCGUGACGCUUGUCAGGGUGACAGUGGCGGGCCCCUUCACGUAACCGGAGCGCACGGUAACUUGGAAGUUAUAGGUAUCAUUUCGUGGGGAAGAGGAUGCGCCAGGCCGCAGUUCCCCGGGGUCUUUACAAAGUUGACGAAUUACCUUGAUUGGCUGCGCAAUCAUCUUGACGGUGAAUGCGUCUGUCCACCACCGCAAGUGCGAUUUGACUCGCUCGAAUCUCAUUACCGCUGUCAAUAUCUCAUGCACAUGACUCCAUUGCCUGUAAAAUUGAACGUAAACGUGUUUUACAGGAAAAAAUACCUGCAGUGUCAACAAAGAUCUACGAUGAAACCAAAUCGAGUUCGAUCGAUACAUCCGAGCAAUGUUCGACUGUACCAGGCAAAAGGUCAGACUGGAUUGCGAUGGGAGUUCUCAAUCAUCGUCCAUCUCGAUACUUUGAUCACAAACGGUGACCGAUCAGCGAGAUUCCUGUUUGACGAAAUAUUUGGAAUCGACGUGUCUGGACUCAGUGGCGACGAUGAGGAAAGAAUUAGGAACUGCACGUGCGAUUGCGGCAUCUCUAAUCAGGAAGAUCGUAUUGUGGGUGGCAGGCCUACAGGACCAAACAAAUAUCCAUGGGUGGGACGUAUUGUCUACGAUGGGCUAUUCCAUUGCGGGGCAAGCCUUCUAACGAACGACUACCUUCUCACUGCCGCCCAUUGCGUCCGCAACCUGCAAAAAUCGAAGAUCCGGAUUGUACUAGGUGACUACGACCAGUACGUGACAACUGAUGGAGUUGCGGUGAUGCGAGCAGUCAGUGCCAUUAUUCGCCACAGAAACUUUGACACGAAUUCCUACAACCACGACGUAGCGCUGCUCAAGUUGCGUCGUCCUGUAAAAUUCACAAAGACUGUACGUCCAAUAUGCCUUCCUAAUCUGGGUUCGGACCCCGCUGGAAAGCUGGGAACGGUAGUGGGAUGGGGCAGAACAACGGAGGGCGGGAUGCUGCCAGGCCAAGCGAACGAAGUCCAGGUUCCAAUACUGAGCCUCACUCAGUGUCGGCAGAUGAAAUACAGGGCCACAAGAAUCACUAGCAAUAUGAUCUGCGCCGGACGCGGGUCACAGGAUUCUUGCCAAGGAGACAGCGGAGGUCCCCUCUUGGUGCCCAAUGGCGACAAGUACGAGAUAGUCGGAAUUGUUUCCUGGGGCGUGGGAUGCGGCCGGCCGGGUUACCCCGGCGUUUACACGAGGGUGGCGCGAUAUCUGAACUGGAUUCAAACCAAUAUGAAGGGCACGUGCAUCUGUGGGAAGACGCUUCGAAUGAGUAACAUGCUGAAAUUAUAUUACUUGGCUGUAGCGACGGUGGUGUUAUUGGGCCAUGUUCAUCAAACGCAAGGAAAGCAGGUAACGGUCAACCGGGGCAAAAACUUCUUCGGAUUCUUCGGUAACAAGCCACCAGAGUCCGAGGCUGCUCCGGAAAAAUGCCACUGCAGUUGCGGUCUGCGAAACGAGGCGAGUCGCAUCGUGGGAGGCCAGACGACGAAAAAUAACGAGUUUCCAUGGAUCGCCAGACUUUCGUAUCUUAGCAAAUUCUACUGCGGGGGCACCCUUGUCAACGAUCGCUACGUGCUGACGGCUGCCCACUGCGUCAAAGGUUUCAUUUUCAGAUUCAUGUGGUUUAUGAUCAAAGUAACUUUCGGGGAGCACGACAGAUGCGACGAAGGGAACAAGCCGGAGACGAAGUUUGUAAUCAGAGCUCUAUCCGGCGAAUUUAGUUUCCUGAAUUUCGACAACGACGUUGCCUUACUACGUCUCAACGAAAGAGUACCGUUCUCGAAUACUGUACGACCAAUUUGUAUGCCCACUGUCAAAGACAACCAGUACGUGGGCACGAAGGCGAUUGCAGCUGGAUGGGGAACCCUGCAAGAAGAUGGAAAGCCGUCGUGCUUACUACAGGAAGUUGAAGUUCCAGUGAUGAGUUUGGCGGACUGUCGCAACAUGAGCUACAAUCCUCGGAUGAUAUCCGACAACAUGCUUUGCGCCGGUUACCGCGAAGGCCUAAAGGACUCCUGCCAGGGAGACAGCGGUGGUCCGUUGGUGGCUGAAAGGGAGGACAAGAAAUACGAGCUGAUCGGCGUCGUCUCCUGGGGGAAUGGGUGCGCGCGUCCGGGUUAUCCAGGCGUUUAUACCCGUGUCACGCGUUAUCUAGACUGGAUACUUGAAAACACAAAAGACGGUUGCUUUUGCGAAGACUGAGAACCGCGUGACGUCACAACCAUGUGCCAACAAUUUUUUCGUUAGUGGUUUGUCAUUCAUAUCGAUCACGGACAGCCGAAUUUUUUAGUUUCGUCCCAAAACGCUUAUUCCUAUAUUCUAGUAUUUUUUGUACACAUAUUUUCAAUAAUUUUAGUUUCUUUUUUUUUAUAAUCAUCUAAUACAUACCGUUGGAGUACGGACGGUGUCUAUAAGGAUUUGUAUAUAUAUCAUAUACGUCCACUAAUUUCGCGGCUAUAUAAACUUAUUUAGCGACUAUGUUUAUAGGAUAUGCUAUAUUUUUCAAUUUAUGUACGUAUAUUUGGUUUUAUUCAAAUUCAAUCGAUUAGUCGGUAUACCGCGCAGAAUAUUUUUUAAUAAACUUCCAGACCAUAAUUUA
Messenger RNA from Neodiprion fabricii, 3824 nucleotides. RefSeq names its product transmembrane protease serine 9-like. The record is from RefSeq and is a predicted model, not a curated record. NCBI's taxonomy places the organism in Eukaryota, Metazoa, Arthropoda, Insecta, Hymenoptera, Diprionidae. The coding region runs from base 392 to 3427 and encodes 1011 amino acids. Gene Ontology annotation, biological process: proteolysis. Gene Ontology annotation, molecular function: serine-type endopeptidase activity. The transcript has 19 exons.